AUGAAAAUCUUAUCGAGAAGUACUUGGUUAUGCCUUGCGCUUAUCUUUCUUUCUAUUUUACGAUCUAUACAUCUCAACUAUAUAUCUCGACAGCCUUUAAAGACUUCUUCAUCACAAUAUCAACAUACCAGUCAACCAUCUUUAAAUACUGCCAGUCUCCAUGCUGUACCUGAUAAACCAAACUCUAUAGUAGAUGAUACCUUACUGUCUGAUGAUCCUUCCAAUUUGUUUUAUUUCAUUCAGGUGUCAGAUUUGCAUAUCUCAAAAUUCCGGACACAAACACAACAUUUUCUUCACUUUAUUCAAUCUGUACUUCCUAUUGUUAGACCUUCUUUUGUAGUAGUAACGGGUGAUUUGACAGAUGCAAAGGGUAUUGACGGAGUGAAAACACAACAAUACAAAGAAGAAUGGCAAUUGUAUCAAAACGCAAUAGAUCAAGGAAUAGAAGAUGAUUUACCAUGGUAUGAUAUGCGUGGGAAUCAUGAUUGUUUUGAUUUACCUUCAUGGCAAUCCAAUAUCAAUUUAUAUCGUACUUUUGGUAAGAGUUCUCAACUACUUGAAGAAGGAAAAGGUGUCUACUCCUGGCAAAUGAAUCAAUCUUAUGGUCAAUAUCAAUUCAUCGCUAUGGAUGCAUGUCCCAAAAAAGGUCCAGCUCGGCCUCUUAACUUUUAUGGAUAUAUGCCAACCAAUUCUAUGGAUCGACUUGAAUCAACACUUCUUGAUGAAUCAACUUAUAAUCAUACAUUUUUGUUUACACAUUAUCCUACAACAACAAUGAUAUUUGGACAAUCAAAUAUUUUGAAAUCAUAUGAUACAACCACAAAAUCAUUGGAAUUGGAACUAGGCGAUAUGAAGGAUCAUGGAGUGUAUCGUAUCAUGGCUGUAGAUGAUGAUCUUGUAUCAUUUGUGGAUGUGGAACUUCCAGCAAAACUUUUGACUUCUUCGACAACACACGGAGAUGGCAUUCCAUUGACUGAGAACAACACCGUCAUUUGGCCUGAAAAGACUCGUCUUGCACCCAUUAUAUUGAUCACCAACCCAAAAGAUGCCCGUUUUCUUUUACCUGGCAAGGAACCUAUUUAUCGUAUAAGGAAUAGUACUCAUAUUCGAUUCCUAGUGUUUUCUGAUCAUGAUCCACAUUCACUCAAGGUCCGUAUCUUUGUCGACAAUAAACAUCAUCCAUUUCCAGCAACUUACAACAAACAUACCAAUUCCUCUCUUCCCUUAUGGACAUCUUCAUGGUCUCCUGAAGAUUUUGAUGAUCAAAUUACUCAUUCAUUAGGUAUACAAGUCACAACUCCUGAUGGUUUGGUAGGCGAAUCUCAAGUUUAUUUCCGCGUGGAUGGUGUUCAACUGAAGAUUGGUGGAGGUUUUGGUGAAUGGCUUAUUGGUACAAGUGUUGCCACCUUAGUAAGUAGGGGGGAAAAAAAAAGUGGCGAGGGUGGAAGGAGAAUGGAAGGAGUAUGUAAAUAUAUAUAUAUAUAUAUAUAUAUAUAUAUAUUUUGGGGGGGGGAUAAUUUGAAAGGAGAUGUUUGA
This is a messenger RNA of Halteromyces radiatus, 1536 nucleotides long. RefSeq names its product Metallo-dependent phosphatase-like protein. The transcript has 6 exons. The record is from RefSeq and is a predicted model, not a curated record. Gene Ontology annotation, molecular function: hydrolase activity. Lineage: Eukaryota; Fungi; Mucoromycota; Mucoromycetes; Mucorales; Cunninghamellaceae. Bases 1 to 1536 code for a protein of 511 amino acids.